AAUUGAUAUGACUAUUUUGCCCUUCCUAUAUUUGUUCUUCAAAGCAAGCCCAUGCACAAGAAUCAUUGAAUAAUUCCUCCCCACCCACAUGCACUCCACCUGCUUUAUAAACCCCUUCUCUUCCAACCUAAUUUUCCCACAAAAUUCUAAAAUGGCUCUUCAAUGGCUAAUCUUAGUCGGUGCAAUUUGGCUCCAAUCCAUCAACGGCACAAACUCAAACUUCCCGGCCUACUCCUCCGAAUUCAAGCGCCUCCUCUCCCUCUCCCAACUCCAACUCAACAACCUCGCCUUCGCCUCUGACGCCGGAAAGCUCCUCGGCUUCAUCUCCGGCGUCGCCGCCUCCCACCUCCCCCUCUGGCUGGUCCUCCUCAUCGGCUCCGUCCUCGGCCUAGUCGGGUACGGCGUCCAGUACCUCUUCCUAUCGGACCACAUCCCUUCUCUCACCUACGGCUCCGUCUUUCUGCUAACCAUCUUGUCCGGAAACAGCAUCUGUUGGAUCAACACCGUCUGUUACAUGAUAACCAUAAGCACCUUCCCCUUCGACCGCCACGUGGCCGUGGGGUUGACCACUAGCUACAUAGGGUUGAGUGCUGAAAUCUAUACGGAUUUGGUCAGUCUUUUUUUCCCAUCUUCUCCUUCUUCUUCUUCCUCUACCGAAACGGCCAAAGCUUACCUCUUGUUGAACUCUGUAUCUCCUCUAGUUGUGUGUGUUUUCUGUGCACCGAUCGUCUGGUGCGCGAAUAAUGGGGUGUCUAGGAGAUUGAGAGGUGGGUUUGUCGUGAUGUUUGUCAUAACCAUAGGGACUGGAAUUUUCGCAGUGAUUUCGAGUUUCGGUAAAAUAGCAAGGGGGUUGCCACCGUUCGUGGUUGUGAUUGGAAUAGGGGUGUUUCUUUUGGCACCACUAGUGGUGCCAAUGGUUGAAAACGUAAUGGAGAGGUUUCAGAAGAAAUGUUGGUUGAGGAGAGAGGGGAGGAUUUAUGAUGUGGGUCAGGUGGAGGGCGGCGGCGGAGAGAGGGCGGAGGAGGGGCGGAAGGAGGCGGAGGAGAGUGGUGGUGGAGGGAGUUGUGAGGUGGUGGAGGAGGUCAGGGUGACGGAGAGGGCGGAGGAGGGGCGGGAGGAGGUGGUCCAGGUGGAGGAGAGUGGUGGUGGUGGAGAGAGGUUUGAGGCGGGGGUGGAGGAGGUUGGGGCGAAGGAGAUGGUGAAGAGGGUGGAGUUUUGGUUGUAUUUUUUGGUUUACUUGUGUGGUGCAACACUCGGACUGGUUUAUUUGAAUAAUUUGGGUCAAAUAGCAGAGUCUCGAGGGUUCCGGAGGACUUCUACAUUGGUCUCCUUGUCUUCUUCGUUUGGGUUCUUUGGCCGUCUAAUGCCAUCUCUUUUGGCCCACAUUUUCUCAAGGAGUAAAUGCAUGGCUUCAACACCAGCAUCCAUAGCAAUAAUAAUGGCCCCGAUGUCGGCAUCCUUCUUCUUACUCCUCAACAAAACCACCCUCUCCCUCUACAUAAGCACGGCCGUCAUCGGCCUGUGCACCGGAGCCAUCACUUCCAUCGCCGUCUCCACCACCACCGAGCUCUUCGGUGCCAAGAACUUCAGCGUCAACCACAACAUCGUCGUCGCAAACAUCCCGGUCGGAUCGUUCGUUUUCGGGAACGCCGCGGCCCUCUUGUACCGCAGCAAGAUUAACACGGAGGACGGAAGGUGCAUGGGGACUGAGUGCUAUCAAACGACGUUUGUGAUCUGGGGAUUUCUUUGCUUGUUUGGGAGUUUUUUGUCUAUAAUUCUUUAUGUAAGAACAAAGAAAAUGUAUGCACAGAGAUUAUAGAUCAUAGCAAGUUCUUCCGUGAUUUUGAUGUUGUAGUUAUAGGAGUAACUAUUAAUCAUAAGUUCGGAAGCACCACCACGUGGUGACAUAGAAACCGACUCAUCUUAUCAAGCAGCAACACAACGGAUCACACCCGUUAAGCAGCUUGAUUUCUGAUUGAAGGUCCCUUCUGAAGCAAUUCGCCCUGAUGUGGUUUGAUCACAAGUCCCGAGAAGCUAACAGAUGUGCGGACUUAGUGGCAAAAGCAACACCGACUCUGGACCUCGGGAUUACUAUAUGCACUUCAAUUCCUAAUGUUGUCUAUUCUCAAUUUCAUGCAAACUCUGUAGGCGACGAAUAUGUAAAUAAUUCUGAACAAGUUUGAAUUUUAAUACAUAUUUUAUAAAUAUUAAAACGGUUUUACAUAUAUCAAUAAACUCCUCU
Messenger RNA from Rhododendron vialii, 2242 nucleotides. Its product is annotated as protein NUCLEAR FUSION DEFECTIVE 4-like. The transcript has 2 exons. NCBI's taxonomy places the organism in Eukaryota, Viridiplantae, Streptophyta, Magnoliopsida, Ericales, Ericaceae. Bases 89 to 1819 code for a protein of 576 amino acids. Gene Ontology annotation, cellular component: membrane. The record is from RefSeq and is a predicted model, not a curated record.